This is a messenger RNA of Ruditapes philippinarum (Manila clam), 449 nucleotides long. RefSeq lists its product as uncharacterized. Bases 105 to 410 code for a protein of 101 amino acids. NCBI's taxonomy places the organism in Eukaryota, Metazoa, Mollusca, Bivalvia, Venerida, Veneridae. Gene Ontology annotation, molecular function: protein binding. The transcript has 3 exons. The record is from RefSeq and is a predicted model, not a curated record.
GACAUCAAUUUAUAUAUAAUCUAAAUUCAGCAUCGACAAGACCAUAUUAAACUGUUUAAUUCCGGUAGAAACUUUGAAAACUUUGUUAAAGCUACCAAUACAAGAUGGUUACUUCAGCUUGCCUUGCAGUCAUUUGUUUUGCUUGGAUCACUGUUACCAUGCCAACUGCAAAUGCGCAUUGUGUUUGUCCUUUAAUUUACGUACCUGUGUGCAGCGUUGAUGGCGUGACGUAUUAUAAUCUAUGUUUUCUAAAAUGUGUUUGGGCAAUCUUACUCCAUAAUGGUCCCUGUAUUAACUUACGUAAGCGAUCUGCUGUAAGCCCGCAGCCUACUGUUGAACCUAAAGACAUCCACAAUCUACCUACAAGUGUGUGGCGUCGAUGGUACAACCUACGACAACGACUGCAAUAGAAAAUGCGCAAAGUAAGUUUUUUGCAACCUUUUUCAAUG